This is a messenger RNA of Herpailurus yagouaroundi (jaguarundi), 4359 nucleotides long. It is a transcript of the gene WSCD2, whose product is annotated as WSC domain containing 2. Lineage: Eukaryota; Metazoa; Chordata; Mammalia; Carnivora; Felidae. The transcript has 10 exons. The coding region runs from base 765 to 2633 and encodes 622 amino acids. The record is from RefSeq and is a predicted model, not a curated record.
GUUCAACUGUGCAUCCCGUCUGCUGCCUGCAUUGUGAGCUCUUGCAAAUUACUGUUUUCAGUUGAAAAGAGGUUCCAGAGAGCUCUUCAGCUGCUCAGCAGGAGCCGUGGAUGCUCUUGAAUUAACGAGGAGAAACGGAACCUUCUAUGACGGAGGGCCUGGACCCCCCCCCACCCCCUUUGUCCUGGCCCUUGGUCAGGCUUGGGAGGGACGGUGGGGCCUCUCCGUGGUUCCCAGAAGAGCGGUUUCAGCUGAGACCCGGUGGCAGUCCUGAGCCCUAAUGCGUGAGCAGAUGGAAACCCGGCAGCCUCUGUUUCCACGGGGUGGAUACACCGAGCGUGGCCCCCAGCUGGGAAAGGGGCCAGAAAAUGGCCCUCGGUGAAAGAAUCCAGCCCUGACAGGCCGGAAGAGCCAAGAAAAGGUGCAAAGUGAGCUGCGGUGCUGGUGACCGACAGAAUCCUCCUGCGACUGCCAUUAUCCAAGUUCUUUGGGAGCUUUCUGACGUGAGGAACAAGAUGUAGGAAAAUGGGACUGACUCCUGGGUGUGGGGUCCCUUCUGUGGCUCCAGGAAGCUCACCUUGACCUCAGGAGGGCUCCAUUCUCUUGGCAUCAGCCAAGCAUCACCUUUGCGGAAGGAAUAAGACUGCAGACCCCCAGGGGUUCCAUCCCGGAGGGAAGCUUCGGGAACGCAGCCCCCCUCCAUCCCCUUCCUGAAAACCCCCCGCCAGCCAAGCCCCAGCGAGCCAGUCCGGAAUGAUCCUGCUAUGGCCAAGCUCUGGUUCAAAUUCCAGCGGUACUUCCGCAGGAAGCCUGUGCGUUUCUUUACCUUCCUGGUGCUCUACCUGACGGCCGGGAGCCUGGUGUUCCUUCACUCUGGCUUCGUGGGCCAGCCCGCCAUCUCCCAGAGCCAGGCCAGCCCCGCCGCGGGGGUCCAGGCCGAAGGCGCUGAGCUGCCCUUCUUGGGUGACCUGCAUCUGGGCAGAGGCUUCCGGGACACGGGUGAAGCCUCGAACAUUGCCCGCAGGUACGGACCCUGGUUCAAGGGCAAGGACGGGAGCGAGAGGGCCAAGCUGGGUGACUACGGUGGAGCCUGGAGCCGAGCCCUCAAGGGGAGGAUCGUCCGGGAGAAGGAGGAGGAGCGAGUCUUUCUUUGGAUGAAAGCACUCACGUUGGCCCGCGUGUUGGCAAACUACGAAGUACGGCACGACACAGCGAAUGGCCGGUUUCUCGUUCCACUCAUCGUACCUUUGUGCCUGUCGUGUGUCAGACGCUGUGGUAGAAACAUUUACGCAGAUCCUUCCAUUUUGGCCUCACUGGCCAAGUACAUCGGCUGUUACCUGGAUGACACCCAGAGCCGGGCCCUGCGAGGCGUGUCCUUUUUCGACUACAAAAAGAUGACCAUCUUCCGUUGCCAGGACAACUGUGCAGAACGGGGUUACCUGUAUGCCGGGCUGGAGUUCGGUGCGGAGUGCUACUGCGGCCACAAGAUCCAGGCGACAAACGUGAGCGAGGCCGAGUGCGACAUGGAGUGCAAGGGCGAGCGCGGCAGCGUGUGCGGCGGCGCCAACCGCCUGUCCGUCUUCCGGCUGCAGCUGGCCCAGGAGUCUGCGCGCAGGUAUGGAAGCGCAGUCUUCCGAGGCUGCUUCCGCAGGCCCGACAACCUCUCCCUGGCCUUGCCCGUGACAGCCGCCAUGCCGAACAUGUCCGUGGACAAGUGCGUGGAUCUCUGCACUGAGAAGGAGUACCCGCUGGCGGCCCUUGCGGGCACCGCCUGCCACUGCGGGUUCCCCACCACGCGCUUCCCGCUUCACGAGCGGGAGGACGAGCAGCUCUGCGCCCAGAAGUGCAGCGCGGAGGAGUUCGAGAGCUGCGGGACCCCCCGUUACUUCAUCGUGUACCAGACACAGGUCCAAGACAACCGCUGCAUGGACAGAAGGUUCCUCCCAGCCAAGUCCAAGCAGCUCAUCGCUCUGGCCAGCUUCCCAGGUGCUGGCAACACGUGGGCUCGGCACCUCAUCGAGCUGGCCACUGGCUUCUAUACGGGCAGCUACUAUUUUGACGGCUCUCUCUACAACAAAGGGUUCAAAGGUGAGCGGGACCACUGGCGCAGCGGCAGGACCAUCUGCAUCAAGACGCACGAGAGCGGCCAGAAGGAGAUCGAGGCCUUCGAUGCCGCCAUCCUGCUCAUCCGUAACCCCUACAAGGCGCUCAUGGCAGAGUUCAAUCGCAAGUACGGCGGCCACAUCGGCUUCGCUGCACAUGCCCACUGGAAGGGCAAAGAGUGGCCGGAGUUUGUGCGGAACUACGCCCCGUGGUGGGCCACUCACACGCUGGACUGGCUCAAGUUCGGCAAGAAGGUGCUGGUGGUGCACUUCGAGGACCUGAAGCGGGACCUGUUCGUCCAGCUGGGCCGCAUGGUCAGCCUGCUGGGCGUGGCCGUCAGGGAGGACCGGCUGCUGUGCGUGGAGAGCCAGAAGGACGGCAACUUCAAGCGCUCGGGGCUCCGGAAGCUCGAGUACGACCCCUACACGGCCGACAUGCAGAAGGUCAUCUCUGCCUACAUCAAGAUGGUGGACGCGGCCCUGAAGGGGAGGAACGUCACCGGCGUUCCUGACGACUACUACCCCAGAUGAUUCAUCAGGCGGGGAAGGGGCCGGGAGUCCCGCCCGAGCAGGGGUCUCGAGACUCCUGGGGACGCCCCCCACCCCCACCCCCACCCCCACCCCACCCAUCUGUCCUCUCUCUCUGGCUCGGGGACAAUCCCCUUGGCCGCUGUCGGCCUUCAGUGACUUUGCUGCAUGACCAAGGAGGCUCGAGGGAAGAGACUGGGCGCUCCCCACCCUUGGAGGCACAGGGGGCCCCUGGUUUGGAGACGUUCUAGCCACGUGGACCCUUUUCUGUCUCCUCUGCCCCUGCCCCCCCCCCCCCCGCCGCCGCCACUCUGGGCCCCACCCGUGGGAGGGAGGGCUCACGGUGGCCCCAGGACACGGGUGUCCCACUGCAGAUGUCAAGGACCUCGAUGCCAGGGUGGAAGGGACUGUAGCAGGAGAAAGUGGCCCCAGACUCUCUUCCCUUCUGGGCUGAACAUUCACGGCCUCCCCCCACCUCCUCCCCUCCACCCCCGGAAUCACAGGCACCAACACUUAUCCGGGCCGCUUCUGCUUGAAGAAGGGUCUCAGCCAGCCUGGGUGGGGCGCGGAGGCCAUGAUGCUCACAGGACGUUAACGGGCACCACCGCGUGGGGCCGCUGUUGUCAUGAGCCCACCUCGCCACGGUGCUCCUGGGAAGCCAUCGGGUUGGUUGGCUACCUCUAGGGCCGGAAUUCUGCCUUUUCUUCCCCUGCUGUAGCCAGAAGGUGACCUUGGGAUCUUUGCUCUCCCUUCUAGGGGUUCUCAGGCGCCAAUAGUCCCCCCACCAGGAUGGCCACGUGCAGAAUCUUGAGUAACCCAGCUCUCUGUUGUGGCGCCCAACACAUUGAUCCCACACUGCCCUCUGACCCCUCCCGGUGGGUCCUUUGCUAUCCAGAUGAGAGAGCAAAGUGCUCCAAAUCAGGUGGGACCAUGGCCCUACGACCUUCUCAGACCAUUGACCUCCCCUUGGUCGUAGUCCAGUGGGGCUGGCCUCCCUCAGAAUGGGAGUGGUUCUUCAUUUCCAUACAAGCACUGCCCCCUUGGUGGUUAAGACCUCAAACCAAAGGAUUCUCAAGGACCUGGGUUGCUAAUUAUCUGUCUUUGAAAGCAUCAAUUCAGGACCAAUCUUUCCCCCACCUCGGAUACCAGUGGCUUCACAUCCAGCCCAUACCCGUGCACCUGUCUCAUUCCCUGCCACGUAGAUGCAAAAGCCAUAGGUCACAGAUCUUUGCUAUUCUGUCUGGAGCAGCCCCCCCACUCGGCCCCUUUGAAGGCUCGGGGGGCAGGUAAAAAUGCUCGUUCCCAAAUACCCAAGAGACUAGGGAGAAGGAGCGUGUAAAGAGAUAUAUUUUUUUAAGAGGAAUAGAACUAAUACGUUCUGCCCCUUGGCACUUGGCCACUCGAAGAGAAGGGCUUAGGGAUCGAGCCUGUGUUUCUCUUCCCUGAUUCCCUCAGCUGUGGGAUUCGGGCCACCGCAGGGCCCAGCCAGGGGGCCCUGAAUGUAUUUUAUACCAUGUUUCUUCCCCCACCCCCUACCCAGGCUAAUUUCUAGUCUUUUGAGAAGCAGUCGAGGGCGUGGCCUCCCCUCCCACUUAGAGAUCAGCGCUCUCUGGGGUGACUCUUGGUCCAAGACCUGGGCCAGCUCUGCUGGUGGCCCCUCAGGCCACAAGCCUCAGUCCGAAGAUUCCUCAGGUCAACACCAUCAUUAAAAAGCGAGUUUUGUUGAGUA